AACAUUAUUCCUUUAGGGUUUAGAUAUUCAAAACACAGUCAAUUGAAUAUCUUGGAUUUAUCGGAGUAGAUGGUGUUGGUGGCGGAGAUGUUUUGUGAAAUGGCGGUGAUGAGAUCCAGCGACAACGGCGGUUUAGAUAUGAAGAUGAAUUGGAAGUUUUAAUUGGCACCCUUGGGUUCAAUAGUUAGUAUCCUUUUAGGGUUUAGUUUUAUUUAUUAAAAAUCAAGAGUUAUCGCCGGAAAAUUAGAUUGUGUUCAAAGAAGUACCGUAUGAAAAAAAAAAAAAAUUUCAGAGAAGCAUCGGCGUUGUCAAGAGAGAAAGCAAAAAAGUGACACAGAAGACAGAAUAAAAAUGUCAUUUUCAAUCUGUAAAAAAGCCUAAUUCUGAGAGUAUGGAUAGAAAUGGUCAUUUUGAAAGUUUUCCAGCCAACAAAUGCCCAUUUAGACAAUAACCCCUAAAACUUUAAUUUGUCAUUGAGAAGACUUGGUGAAUCCCUUAUCAAAAUCCCUAAGCAUUCUGCAAAAGAGAGGAGGAGGAGAAAUGAAGAAAAAGAUGAAAGCAAAUGGAUCUAAUAAACCUUCGUUAAGCUCUAUGAUGUCUUCUCUCUACGAUUCGAUCGACGAGUCGCAUCAACUCAUUUCUACUCGGACUAUGGAUGGAGGAGAGCUUAGUAUCACAGGUCUUUUGGCGAUCGGUGAGACAUUGAAGUCUAUAGAGCUUCAACUUCAAGCUAUCAGAGACUUAUUGCGUCAAAGGAAAGAAGCUAUUCCCAAGGGCAAAAUCUCUUCGUUUUUCAAUUUCGCUACUCUGUCUAAAAUUAAGAUGACCAAAUCUAAAAUUGACACUCUACAAGGACCUAUCUCUCGCCUUACUGGGGUUUAUAUGAUCAUGGCAAGGACGUUGCAUCCAGAGUUGUUUUCAGAUGAUACAAAUAUAUGUUUGAUACAGGAAGAGCCCAACAACAGUAUUAGUCCUGAGGUGAUGGUUCUCUCCCCUAGCCCAACCGAGGAGGAUAUAGGACUGAACAACAAACUUCAGAAUGAACCGGAACCAUUGAGGUCUGAAAGUUAGACAGACAACAGUUCAGUUGGUGUGGUAACAAAAGAUGGAUAGGCUCGUGCGUGAAAGGACAGGAGAGAAUCUGAGGAAGUUAGGUUUAGGAUUGUUUUUCUAAUUAGUAUCUCUAAUUUCAGACAGUAGUUAGCACUUUUCUCUAGUAUGUUGAGAAAAAAUAUAAGCAGUGUCCUCACCUCUUGGCCCUCUUCUCGUGUCCAAGAGUAAUGAUGGGAAAAAUGGUAAUUACAAUAUAGCAAUACUAAUGACUAUAUAUCAGCAUGUAAAUGGUUGUGCAUGGGUAACUGGCAUGCUCACUUUGAAUAUAUAUAUAUAUAUCUUAAUUAUUAUGA
Camelina sativa (false flax) is the source of this 1406-nucleotide messenger RNA. The record is from RefSeq and is a predicted model, not a curated record. NCBI's taxonomy places the organism in Eukaryota, Viridiplantae, Streptophyta, Magnoliopsida, Brassicales, Brassicaceae.